Molecule: messenger RNA, 2688 nt
Organism: Esox lucius (northern pike)
Lineage: Eukaryota; Metazoa; Chordata; Actinopteri; Esociformes; Esocidae
Exons: 12
Coding region: 131-1480 (449 amino acids)
Molecular function (GO): GTPase activity; GTP binding
Source: RefSeq, a predicted model, not a curated record
AAUCGCCCUGCACGGAUCAGAAAAAAAUAUUCUCUGAGGUUGUCUCCCACUGGGGCAAACAAAAUAAUAGGGCGUGUCCAGUUGUUACUCGUCGUUUUACUAAACGAAAUUAACUUGUACGGCUGUCAUAAUGUCGGGCGGUAGAAAGCCCCGUUCGGUGGCCAACCCUCUGGAAUCCGUGAUCACCACACCCAGUGAACGAAUCUUGAGAGAAUGCCACAAUAUAUAUAUCAACAGCGAAAACGGCCUUGUCAAGAUAGCGAGCAGCCUGGAUCUCACGCUCCUUCCUCCACGAAAGAAAAUCACUGUGAUGAUAAUGGGGAACCACUCUGCUGGAAAGAGCUCCUUCAUUAAUUGGUAUGUGGAAGAACAUAUUCAGAAAACAGGUGUCGCCAUUGAAACACAAGGAUUUACAUUUAUUACAAGUGGUCGGAAAAGAGAAUCUCUGACGGGAAACGCCACGCUCCAUCUCUACCCACAUUUCCGACCACUCCUGGAGUUUAAAGGUGUUACAGACUACCUGUCGGCUGAGAUCUCCACCUCCAAGCAGAAGAAAUUCAGCCUGGUGACGUUCGUUGACACCCCGGGCCUGGUGGAUGGGGACAUGGUCUAUCCCUUUGAUGUCAACCAAGCUAUCACCUCCUUUGGCGAGCAGGCAGACCUGGUGUUUGUGUUCUUCGACCCCAUGGGCCAGGCGCUGUGCAAACGCACGCUCAACAUCGUGGAGAAGCUCAGCGAGAAGGUCGCGGACAAGUUGCGCUUCUACCUCAGCAAGGCGGACGAAGCCGGGAGAGAGACUGACAGACAGCGUGUCAUGAUGCAAAUAGUUCAGGAACUGUGUCGCCGACCAGGGCUGAACACAUGUGGCUUUGACAUGCCCACGAUAUACAUCCCCAACCCACAAAAGCCGAGCCGCUGUGUGAACCAGAUCGAUGGAGUGUGUCAGACCAUAGAGAAGACCAUUGACCAGGCCGUCCAGAAGACCCUGGACCAGCUGGAGAAGGACUGUGACCUCAUCUCCUCUACAAUUGACAGCAAACUGUCCCAGGACAGGGUGGACUUGAGUUUUAACAGAAGUGUUCGUCUUCACUCUUUCAUCUGUUGGGCACUAGGAGUCCUCCUGCCAUGUUUGUUUGUCCUGAGCUUCAUCGUGAACACAUUCUCACCAGAGGAGCUGGAGAGUGUCCUAGGAGAAAGGCUAGCCAAUGUCCUCAGGUUUUCUACGGGUGUAGUUGUCUUUCUGUGGGAGUGGAUUCCUGAGGAUGGACAGAUACUCUUUGUGAUAGUAUUUAUUGCACUCUGUUACAUUUUAUUUUUUCUUGGCAAAUAUUUUGCACGCCAAGGGAACAGGACUCUGACGAAGAAGGAGAAGAGGAUCCUCACAGACUACAGUGCUUACGUCCAAAAUGUUGUCAAAGCCAAGAAGGGGAAACUAUACGAAGAAUAUCUUGCGCAGUGUGCAACUGAAUAUGACUUCUGAUAGUGGGAGGACCCAUCGGAAAUCUACACCUUCACUUUCUUAUGAAUUGGUUGUUUUGCAGAAGAUUUCUGUGAGUAAUGUAAUAAUCAGCCACAUGGCUCACAGAAUGUCCAGCGUUGCCUUUUCAACGUUUGUGUUAAGCUUUCUGGUCAGUUUAAACAUUUACUGGACAGUUUUCCCUCCCUCCCAAUCCCUACACACGCCACUGUUUUUAAUCAGUAUAUGAAUGAUUCCAGAACCUGGAGAUUGUAAACUGAUUUGGUUUUCAUGGUUGGUAGACCAGCCGGGACUUUUCAUUUUCUGUGAAGGAAUACAUUACAUUACGUCAUUUUUAUGCAUUUACAUUACGUCAAUUCAUAAAAAAGGAAUUGAAAGAAAUAGUGCCUUUUUUGUGCCAUUUAUAAAACUGUGAUUGUAAGAAAUAAUGUCUCAAAAGCAUAUUUCUUAUGUAAUUUAUUUUUAGGUUAAGUGUGUAUGUAUUUACACCUUAAAGCAUGUAUUGAUCUGUUAACAUGUUUAAAGCCUAAAUCUUUUAAAUUAUUUCAUAAGCUCAAAAACAAACUGCCUAUUUGCCACUAUUGUAUGUCAUUAUGACACAAAGUUUUUCCUUAUUGUGUUUUUGGGGGUUUCUUACCUAGUGAUUUUGUAACUGGUGACAAACUGUAUACAAAGUAUAUCUGUAUACUUUGUGUAUAUUCUGGAUAAGUAAUCUGAAAUCUGCGUGAUGCUAAUUUAAUACUAAUGGGUGUUGUCGACAGUGAAAUUGUCAAGAGAAUGCAAACAGAGAUUAUCAUAAUCAUGGUGAUGAUGAAGUGAACCAAUGCAGCAAUAUUUGUAGCAAUUUACACCAAUUUGUAGCAAUAUACAGACACACAACUGAAUUGAUAAGCCAGUAUUUUUUUAUUACCAAUAUGAAAUAACAGCUAGUGCAUUCUCCUGCCUCCAAAGUGUCUCUUCAGGAGAGCUGUGCCCAAUAUAUAGAACUGUUAACACAGCACAGUCUUCCAGUAUACAAAACAGUCAUCCAAUAGUGCCACUGGGUGUGAGAAAUCAGCUUUUUAUCAACUGUGAAGUAACAAGCACUGUUGCAUUUUUAUCUCCUUAAUGUCUGAUGUUGUUCUAGAUGGUGUUAUCUGUUUUAGGAUACCAUUUGUUAUACACCUCAUUUUUAGAUCAGUGAAACUGGGAAUAAAACAGAUAAAAUGUAA